AUGCGCGAAGCAGUGACGUGUCGCAAAAGUGUCAAACCAGAGGGAUGUAGCGAAAUGACCCAAAACUCUCCGGAUAAACUUCCUAAAGUAGCCGAGAGUCACCGGCAGGUUCGGGUAGUCUCGUUUUAGGAGUCGCCCGCACGCGUAGCUUAGGCCGUAGUUAGCGGAGCCGAGGAGGAAAACAGCUUUAAGUCACUUUUCCAACCCCUCUCGACAUUGACGUCGAGCUAACGGAGCUAACCUGCUAGCCGGCUUCAGUUAACAAUAACACAGAACUAAUGUGAAGCUGGUCGAGGGUUUUUUUUUUUUUUUUUUUUUUUAGCCUCUCUCGACCGUCUCUUCCAGUGCACUGGGAUUUUCUGAAGGCAGGACGAACCAGGAAAGGGACGAAGAUGUCUCGGAGGCGGCUUGACAGUCGCAGCGGACUCUCGUCCGCUUUGCUGGGAGAGAUUCAGACUCCGAUCAGCACAGAACCGAUGGAAAAUGUUUAUGAAAUAACCGGAGAGUUGGGAAGGGGGAAGUUUGCGGUGGUUAAACACUGCGUGGAGAAGGCCACAGGGAAAGUGUUUGCGGCCAAGUUCCUUCGGAAGAGGAGGAGAGGUCGUGACUGCCGGGCCGAGGUCAUCCAUGAGAUGGCCGUUCUGGAGAUGGCUCGAAACAACGCCAGGGUGGUCAACCUGCACGCGGCCUACGAGACGGACCACGACAUCGUCCUCGUGCUGGAGUACGCUGCGGGUGGGGAGAUAUUUGACCACUGCAUGUCUGAGGAGCUGCUGCCCGAGUCCCAGAUCACCCGCCUGAUCCGGCAAACGCUGGAGGGCGUCCACCACCUCCACCUCCUCCACCUGGUCCACUUAGACCUGAAGCCACAGAAUAUCCUCCUGACCAGCCUGUCCCCUCCGGGAGACAUAAAGAUCGUAGACUUUGGCCUGGCACGCAGACUGGGCGCGGUUGGAGAGCUUAGAGAGAUUCUUGGCACGCCUGAAUACGUGGCCCCAGAGAUCCUCAACUACGAGCCAAUCACGACGGCCACUGACCUAUGGAGUGUGGGUGUUAUCUCCUACAUGCUGGUGACGGGUGAGUCUCCGUUCGCCGGUGACGACAAACAGGAGACGUAUCUGAACGUGUCCCAGGUCAACGUGGACUACGACAACGAGGCCUUCUCCCAGGUGUCUGAGCUGGCUGUGGACUUCAUCCGCAAGCUGCUGGUCAAAGCCCCCGAGGACCGUCCCAGCGCUGCAGAGUGCAUGACCCACCCGUGGCUGUGGCAGCAGCAGCUCUGCCUGAGCCCGGAUUUCGCCUCCACCACCAUCACCACCACCUCCCGCCCCGGCCGCGAGAGGAGCUGUGGCACCAAGUGGGCGGCGCCGCCCGAGAACCUGGAGGACAAGGAGAACUUCCUGGAGUCCCCGCACUCUCAAGCGAAAAGGUUCCGCAUCGGCGAGGAGAGGCCCGCCGCUGGAGACGGUGACUCUUAAAAAGAAAAGAAAAUAUAAAAUGUCAGAAAGGAGGAAUGAGUUGAAGUGAGGCGGGGUUUGUGCGCACGUCUUCCUCUGAGUUUAUUCAUUCUUUUAGCCUCCUGAAAACCAACCGUCUGCUGCCACCGCUCACCAGUACUUAGGCUGUUUCUGUGUAAGGUCGACCUCUCAAACCAAAGAUAACCAGCUAAAUUUAAGGAUCUGUUGUUGUUGUUGUUGUUGUUAAAACGUGUGGAAAUUGUCCCAUUAAUGCAGCGUGUUUAACCUCCAGUAUUUAAUUCCUUUCAUGGCUGAGAAGUGUUUUUCAAAGGGCUGCAUUGACCCUGUGCUAACGAAAGCUUGUGUGUCCGGGGAAAUCUAUGCAAUACAUUAUUUUUUUUUCUUUAAAUCUCUGCCUUGAGGUGGGAAGAGCUGCACGUGUGCAACUCCUGCCACACUUGUUCCACUUGUGCUUCAGCAGAAAUGUGUCAUUUCAAGAUAAGCACUGAGCAGUGAGGAGGGAAGUGUCCUUAUUUGCAUGUUAAAGAGGGACAGCGGCAGAUUCUGGUCUCUGUGGGCUACAUGCUACAUGCUACAUGCUGCGGUUUCGUUCCUCGUCUGAUCCGCGCCUCCACUUCCCAGUCGACCAGCAGAGAGGCCGGAUCGCACACAAGCACAUCACAUUCCUUAACACACAACACGUCGGCCUUUUUUUUUUUUCCCCCUUAACGUCUGUUUCCUGCGUUUGUGCGACAGGUCGAGGGUUUAAAUUUAGCUCAGGGGUUUUUAGAUGAUUUUUAAACAGUGUAACCGCCUUCAAAUAAACAGAAACUCUUCCAUGUGUAUUAAGUAAAAAGGCACAUUAGUGUUUUGUCCUAACGUCCUGAAAGAGGUAGAUUAACUUUAAAGUGUUGCAGCAGCAGCGAUGACUCAAAGCAGUUGCCGCACCCUGGGAUGGUUUCCUCGCCGAGCUGCAAGUUCCUCUUUGUUUUUUGUUUUUUUUUGUUUUUUCUUGCAGAGGAGAAACACAACUUUAGCACUUACUUCAUAAGCACAGGUUUAUUUCUGAAAGUGCUUGUGUGUGUGUGUGUGUCUGUCAGUGCCUCACCAAAGCCAUUCAGUCGUCUCAUUUUAAAGCUACUCCAGUCGUCCUGGGUCCGGGUGCCUCAGCUCAACUGGUCCUGUUGUUGUGUCUCAGGGCGCGCUGCUCAUUCUCUUUGGUUUUCUAUAUGUUAUUCCUAUUAAGCCUAUUAUUAUUAUUGUUAUUAUUAUUAUUAUUAUUUAUGUGCUGGACUUAUACUUUAUAUUUCCAUGUAAAUAACGCGCUCACGUGUCUUAUGGGGAAGAUUUUGACGGGUAGUAAAACGCAGGUGAUGCAGUGGAGAGAAUAUUUGGAGAAUGGGAGUGAGUGAGGGUGAGUAAGGGUGAGUCGUCAGGUGGAACUGGGAAGUAAAGACGAGGUGGAAACGGAAGAUGAGUCGGAGAUGAGUGGUUUUAAGGAAGGAGCUAGAAACGAAUCAUCUCGGGGUAUAAACUUACCCCCGGGUGUUAAGAUGUGCGGGUUGUAAGAAAGUUGAAACGAUGAUUUGACCGUGAGGUUUUAGAAGAAGAAGAAGAAGAACCACUGUACAUGAAUAUGAAACAUGAGGUGCUAUUGACUUUCUCCCAGGAUCUUUUGUUCAAGUAACGAAACUAAAUCUCACGUCGCCGAAAGAGGAGGCAGCUCCACGAUCUCUCGUCGAACCUCCAGCAGGAACAUUCCUCUCUUUCGGCGUCGUGGUGCCAAACCCGAAUAGGACCACAUUGUGUUUGUUUGUGUUGUUGUUGUCGUCGUCGUCACCGGCUGGCACCGCGGCCUCUGUGUGCGCGGGAGACGAUGCUCUCAUCUGUGUGCUGUCAUCCUAGGAAACUGGAACACUGUAAAAGACGUUCAUCUCAGAGAGACGGUUUAACAGAUCGAGUGCAGCAGCAGCAAGUGAAGCUGAGCUGGAAUAUAAUUUGCUACUGUAUAAGAAAAAAAAAAAAAAGCUUGAAUCUUAAACACAUAUCUGUCAACUCAGAUUUUUUAUUUUUUUUUUUGUAAUACCUCUUCAAAGAGUCUUGAAAAUAAUCUCAAUCUGGGCUGAAAUGAUGAUGUGUCUGAAGGUGUAAGUAGUCUGGGGCGUUCAUGGAUGCAGUGGCUUUUGCUGCCUUUGUUUAUCCGUCACUUGAACACGACUGAUGCUGUAGUAGUCGGGGGUUUGUGUCGUUUCGUUUUUUUUUUCCUCUGAGAGCUCGUUGUCUGCAGAAAGCGAAGCCGCUGACGUCAACAUUCCCGUCAGUUCUGUCUCAGCAGUGAGACUGAAAGAUGCUGUAUGUUAAGAGUCAAACCAGCAAGAGAAUAAAUGUUUGAGAUGUACCUUUAUUUUGCAUGUGUAUAUAUAUUGUUUUUUUUUUUUUAAUAUAUGAACACAUUCUGAUUGCAUUUGAAAUGACUAAAACAUAAUCCAUUUGUAUUCUGAUCAACUGCAGGCUAAUAUAUAGCGUCACAAAGCAACCUGAAGAAAAGCUCAUUAAAGAUGGUAGAAUAACGGA
This is a messenger RNA of Mugil cephalus (flathead mullet), 4031 nucleotides long. RefSeq names its product serine/threonine kinase 17b (apoptosis-inducing) (gene stk17b). Gene Ontology annotation, molecular function: ATP binding; protein serine/threonine kinase activity. Gene Ontology annotation, biological process: intracellular signal transduction; positive regulation of apoptotic process; protein phosphorylation. The record is from RefSeq and is a predicted model, not a curated record. NCBI's taxonomy places the organism in Eukaryota, Metazoa, Chordata, Actinopteri, Mugiliformes, Mugilidae. The transcript has 7 exons. The coding region runs from base 393 to 1478 and encodes 361 amino acids. Gene Ontology annotation, cellular component: nucleus.